Dufourea novaeangliae is the source of this 3165-nucleotide messenger RNA. RefSeq lists its product as uncharacterized. Gene Ontology annotation, molecular function: lipase activity. The record is from RefSeq and is a predicted model, not a curated record. Lineage: Eukaryota; Metazoa; Arthropoda; Insecta; Hymenoptera; Halictidae. The transcript is spliced from 7 exons. The coding region runs from base 1 to 3165 and encodes 1054 amino acids. Gene Ontology annotation, biological process: lipid metabolic process.
AUGAUUGGCAAACUUGUUUUGUGUUCUUGGAUACUCGGAUGGAUCAGCCUCUACGGAGAUCCCGCGGUGGCGCAGGGGUGGCCGACGCCCCUCGACGAAUCCGCGGACGAGAAGAACGAUGCAGAAAUUUUUCGGGCGGUCGUCGAAUCGAUGAAAGAGUGGACGUUGCACAAGAAACUGAAUCACAGGGCGAAGAGGGAUGUCUCGAAGGUCUGCUACGAGGAUGUCGGCUGCUUCGAGGACACAGGACCGUUCAGCUACUUGGAGAUGUUACCGUCGCCGCCCAAAGACGUCGGCACUAGGUUUUUAGUAUACGGAAGCAGGAAGGCGAGAUCGAUCCCAAUGGAAGUUCCUGCCGACGACAUAAACGAUAACGCGCACCGUGCCAUAGAUCCGGAACUACCCACCAAGGUGAUCGUCCAUGGAUUCGGGUCCAGUUGCGAUCACGUCUGGGUUUACGAGAUGAGAUCCGCGCUAAUGACCGUACACGAAUGCAAUAUAGUGUGCGUCGACUGGGGUCCCGGAAGCGCAGUUCCUAACUACGUAAGAGCAGCUGCCAACACACGUCUUGUCGGGCGACAGCUAGCGAAACUAAUUAGAAGCUUGAACGUACCCCUGGAGAAGGUACAUCUGAUCGGUUUCAGUCUGGGUGCCCACGUGGCCGGGUUCGCCGGUGCCGAAUUGGGCAACGUUUCCAGGAUUACAGGACUGGACCCAGCGGGACCUCUAUUCGAGUCACAAGAUCCGAGGGUCCGUCUCGACGAAACGGACGCGAAUUUCGUCGACGUGAUUCACAGCAACGGCGAACAAUUGCUGCUGGGUGGUCUCGGUUCCUGGCAGCCAAUGGGCGACGUGGACUUUUAUCCAAACGGUGGCAGAAUGCAAACCGGCUGCUCUAAUCUGUUUCUAGGCGCUGUGUCCGACAUCAUCUGGUCGAGCGCAGUGGAAGGCAGAUCCCUCUGCAACCAUCGAAGAGCUUACAAAUUGUUCACGGAUUCGGUCAGCCCGAAGUGUCGAUUCCCGGCGUUUUCCUGCGAACGAGGCUACGACGGUCUGCUCAAAGGCGACUGUUUCCCCUGCGGAAUGAACGGAAUCGGCAGACCAUGCGGUGACAUGGGCUACUACAGCGACGAGUCGCCGGCAAGAGGGCAGCUCUACUUGGUUACCAGGGACGAGGAACCAUUUUGUGCUCAUCAGUUCCAGGUGAAAGUCUACAAUAGUCACAGCGAAAGGCCAACCAGAAGUUACGGGAAGCUGCAAGUGACUCUGGUCGGAGAUGGCGCAUUCAACGACACCUUUGCGAUGACACGCAAGGACGAAGAACUUCUGGUGGGCGCGGUUCUUCAGAAGAUUAUUGUACCGCAUCCUGCGAUUUCGAGUUUGGAGGCCAUCGAGGUCAAGUACACCGCGUACAGCGGCUGGAUCUCCUCUGGCUUAGUGUCAUGGAGCAUCGACAAAGUUGUCAUCAUCGACAGCUUCGGCAAGUCUCUUUCUGUCUGCAGAAAAAGCUUGAGCCUAGAAUCCGGGAAAUCUGUGUACCUUCCUCUUUUCCCUGGCGAGUGUAACGUGCCCACGGAAUCGGACAAUUCGACGUCUCCGGUCUUGGAACGUCUUGUUCAAGAGAAACAAGGUGGCAUCGGUCCGUUCACCAAAGAGCAAAAUUAUGAGACCCAAGACUCUACGUCCCCGGUGGAAACGUUCUCGAAUGAAAGAACAUCAUCCUCGUCCUCGUCGAGGGGCCUGGGACCGUUUACCAAGGAGCAGAAUCUGCGAAUAAUCGAGAGGACAGAAAGCUUCAAGCCAAAUAGCUUCGAGGAUCCUGGAAAUCGUCGUAGUACGUCGAAUCCUUGGAACAUCUUGGACAUAUCCGGUGACGGGGACUCGAAUUCGUUAGAGAAUUCGGAUUCUGAACAGGGCAGAGGAUUUUCUGGUAGGAAUUUCAUCGUGAAAUCUCCGUCCCCGGAGUCCUCGGUGGAGGCGACGACGGAUAUUUUGCCAGAGAUCAGAGAACCUGUCCUCCAGGCGAACAAGAAAGAAACCGGAAGAUCUCUGAAACUUCCAGAGAUAAUGGAGCCUAUUCUCAGACCCCGUUCCGCGAGACAGAACAGCAGAAACGAGGUCCACCCUCGUGAAAAGCAAAAGGACGAGAUACAGGAGACGUCAUCGACUACAAGGUCCUUUACCGUACAGUUUCUACCGGAAAGAUUGGCGGGAAUCCUGGCGCAGGCUGAAAGAUACGCGAGGCAGACCCUUCUCCCUCUGAUUUCUCAGUACAGUCCGAGCUUCGUGGCUGGAUCCCGAUACGAGGAACCCAAGUACUUCCCACCACUGGGAGACAUUGCCUCGGAGGAGAUCAGAGAAACCGAAGGAUCGGAAUCGAACGCUAGCUACGAUCAAGAUAAUGAAAGUAGUAUGGUUGAGCCUGUCUCCGAAGUAGCGAACGAAGACCUUUCUGAUAGCACAUCGGUUGAAGUACCUGCGAUCGUUGGUUCGAACACGACAGACGCGCAGACUCGUAGAUCGAAUAGCGGGCUGGGAGGCGACAAGUGGGUACUCAUAAAUCCCUCUUCGACCCUGAACACCGUUUCCCGGAACGAAUUCAACGUGUCCAGGUCUUUGAACUGGGAGAAUGCUAAUUACAGUUGGUCCAUAGAGACAGACGAUAACGUAGAGAACAGUAGCGUGAAACCAGACAACGAUUGGGUGCCUAUCACAUCGAAGAACGAGGUUCAACUGACCGAAGGUGCGAGCAACGUCUCCAGCGAAAUAUCUUCGAUCUCCACUGUGUCUGAUAAGAUUCAACUGGUCCACGAUCGAAUGGAGUCUGAAACAGUAAGAAAUUCCGAAGGUAAUUCGAACGAUGCUGUUACGUCAGCGAAUGAAGAAAGGAAGUACAUACCUCUGGUUAAGCCAGAAACGAAGGAACAGCCAUCGACGAAUUCCAACGACGUGACGGAAUCUCGUUCGACCGCACCGACGGACUCGAAUAUUCAGAGGAUUCCUACAACGAAAGAAGGUAAAGGUGAGGUGAGAAGCUCCACGAGGAGAAGCAUGAUCUUUCCUUACGCUUAUGAGAGGAAGAAAGAUCCCAGGACUAGAUACAUACCUCUGAUACCGGAAGAGGACUUUGGGAGGCCUCACGUCCCCAUCGAGAGAGAACGAUGA